Tachysurus vachellii is the source of this 2047-nucleotide messenger RNA. Its product is annotated as zonadhesin-like. The record is from RefSeq and is a predicted model, not a curated record. The coding region runs from base 74 to 1909 and encodes 611 amino acids. NCBI's taxonomy places the organism in Eukaryota, Metazoa, Chordata, Actinopteri, Siluriformes, Bagridae. The transcript has 6 exons.
CAGAAUUACUCUGUUUUACACUGAAGGAAUAAUUUCACUGAUUUACAUAAACCUGAGUUUACAGGAUACUGGAAUGUAUCAGUUUGGAGACUUGAACUGGAAUUAUGACAUUAACCUGAAAGUGAACAGUGAUCCAUGUUGUAGUGGGACAAAAGCAGUAACAGGUCAAUUGGGACAGACUCUGAUGAUCAGCUGCUUCUAUCCAGUAGAGUUUGAAACAAACCUAAAGUCCUUCUACAGACUAGAUGGUUUCAGUGACGCUGAACUGAUACGUACGAGUGGAACAGAACAACACCAGGACGGCAGAUUAUCCAUUUCUGAUGACAGGAAGAAUAAAGUUUUCAGUGUGAACAUCACUAAUUUGAGAAAAGAUGAUGGAGGACUUUAUUCCUGUGCAUUUACUGAAGACAUGCGUUCAUUCAGUUAUCAGUCGUUCUUCACAGUAUUUCAGCUCCAAGCUACUGAAGUAACAAAAGACACAACAGAGAAUCCAGAUGGCAAAUUAGACACAUCUGAGUCUGCAGGUUUCACCACCAUCAUCAUCAUCACUUUGGUCAUCUGUGUGAUUCUGCUGCUGGGUGUUGUAUCAGCUCUGAUCUUUUACAAGCAGAUAUGGAAAAAGUUGCAAGGUACCUUUGACAGAAAUGUGUUGGAAAGCCUUUCAGAAAUGCCCCACUAUGAUGAGAUUAAAGACCACACACCACAUGCAGAUACUGAAGAAACAGAAUAUUACUCUGUUAUUCCUCUACACACAAUCCCCUCUGUACACCCAAACGCUGUGUACGCCACUGCGGAGUUACCCACAAUCCCCUCUGACCACAGAAACAAUGUGUACGCCACUGCGGAGUUACCCACAAUCCCCUCUGUCCACCCAAACACUGUGUACGCCACUGCGGAGUUACCCACAAUCCCCUCUGACCACACAAACACUGUGUACGCCACUGCGGAGUUACCGACAAUCCCCUCUGUCCACCCAAACACUGUGUACGCCACUGCGGAGUUACCCACAAUCCCCUCUGACCACAGAAACAAUGUGUACGCCACUGCGGAGUUACCCACAAUCCCCUCUGUCCACCCAAACACUGUGUACGCCACUGCAGAGUUACCUACAAUCCCCUCUGACCACACAAACACUGUGUACGCCACUGCAGAGUUACCUACAAUCCCCUCUGACCACACAAACAAUGUGUACGCCACUGCGGAGUUACCGACAAUCCCCUCUGACCACACAAACAAUGUGUACGCCACUGCGGAGUUACCCACAAUCCCCUCUGACCACACAAACAAUGUGUACGCCACUGCGGAGUUACCCACAAUCCCCUCUGUCCACCCAAACACUGUGUACGCCACUGCGGAGUUACCCACAAUCCCCUCUGUCCACCCAAACACUGUGUACACCACUGCGGAGUUACCCACAAUCCCCUCUGACCACACAAACAAUGUGUACACCACUGCAGAGUUACCCACAAUCCCCUCUGUCCACCCAAAUACUGCGUACGCCACUGUGGAGUUACCCACAAUCACCUCUGACCACACAAACAAUGUGUACGCCACUGCGGAGUUACCCACAAUCCCCUCUGUCCACCCAAACACUGUGUACGCCACUGCGGAGUUACCCACAAUCCCCUCUGUCCACCCAAAUACUGUGUACGCCACUGCGGAGUUACCCACAAUCCCCUCUGACCACACAAACAAUGUGUACACCACUGCAGAGUUACCCACAAUCCCCUCUGUCCACCCAAAUACUGUGUACGCCACUGCGGAGUUACCCACAAUCCCCUCUGACCACACAAACAAUGUGUACACCACUGCAGAGUUACCCACAAUCCCCUCUGUCCACCCAAAUACUCUGUACGCCACUGCGGAGUUACCCACAAUCCCCUCUGACCACCUAACACUGUGCCUUUAAGUGUGAUUUAGUCACAUGACCAAAUAAGCGCAGGUGAUAUUUUUCGAUAUUGAUUUAAUAGUGAUGAUUAUUUUCUUGACACAAUGUUGUUUCACAUAUAAAUACAUAUAAAAUUUUAGCACAUAUUGUAUUAUAUAU